This is a messenger RNA of Selaginella moellendorffii, 1929 nucleotides long. RefSeq names its product lanC-like protein GCR2. The transcript is spliced from 6 exons. Gene Ontology annotation, cellular component: plasma membrane. Lineage: Eukaryota; Viridiplantae; Streptophyta; Lycopodiopsida; Selaginellales; Selaginellaceae. The coding region runs from base 447 to 1856 and encodes 469 amino acids. Gene Ontology annotation, biological process: peptide modification; carbohydrate metabolic process. The record is from RefSeq and is a predicted model, not a curated record.
GGAUCCUCGAUCGACGCGGCGGUGAGCCGCAAAUGCGGCGCCAAAAUCCAGGCGCUGGAGCGCUGCAAUGCGCGGUAUCGAUCGGAGCCGGAGCGCAGCCUGGUGUGCGGCCAUCUCAACAAGCUCGCGGCGAUGUGCCUGGUGGAGAUCGUUUGCCCCGAGCAGGUUGAGGCCGUCAAGAUCUACUGCACGGGCGCUGGAACAGCGCGGGUGAGGAACUCGUGCCGGAUCGCCAAGGAAAAUCUCACCAUUUGCUUGGAUUAUCGGCAAGACGACACUAGCAGCGGCAACGGGAUCAAUUAAUUCCUUUUCCAGGCAGAGAAUAUCUUCUUCGUCCUUCCACUUUAACCGUGGCACUGGCUCUGCCUAGGGUUUCCAUUCUUUCUCUCGAUCUCUCUCUCUCGGCCACUGCAGCUUGCUGCGAGUCACCAAGAUAGCAAUGGAUUAUGCGCUUCUUGGAUCGGCAUUCUAGGAUUUCUCUAAGGAGGCUUGGCGGCUGGGGAUUUCGAUCUCGCAUCGGCCAAGUACCAGCAGCGAGCAGGAGCUUCGUGGUGACAAUGUCGGACAGGUUCUUCUUGAAUAAUCUCGCGGAUUACUCCGAGAAGGAGGAGGCAAAUGUCCAAGAAAUCCUCGAGAGCGGCAAGGAGAUUCCAAGGACUGCCGAAGGCUACAGCGUCAAUCUCGCCGCGCCGUUCCGGCAUCCACAUCUAGCUUCGCCGGAGAAGCUUCUCAAAUCCGCCCUGGCCUUGAAGGACGAGAUCGUCCAAGUAACUUGGGGACGUGGUGGCACACGAGUGAAAGAUCCAAUUUUCUACACUGGCGUCUUGGGGACUGCAUACUUGUGCCUGAAAUCCUUCGAGGUGACCCAGAAGAAAGAAGAUCUCGCGCUGUGCUCGGAGAUCAUCGAUCACUGUGCUGCGGCAGCGCAGUCUAUGAAACAGUACGUCACAUUCAUUUGUGGCCAGCCAGGGAUUUAUGCUCUUGGAAUGGUGGCUGCCAAGAGCAGAGGUGACCAACAAAGAGUCGACUUUUAUCUUAACUUGUUUGAAGAGGUUGCUAAACAAAAGGCCCUCUCUGCGGGUCCUUCAGAUGGAGGUCUUGGCAUGCCAUAUGAACUUCUAUAUGGGAGGGCAGGAUUUCUGUGGGCGUCUUUAUUCGUAAACAUGCACAUUGGGAAUGAAACCAUUCCUUGGACAACUACGGGGCCUAUUGUUGAUGCUAUUUUAGCUGCUGGCCGAGCAGGGGCAUCUCAAAGCUCUUGUCCUCUCAUGUAUCAAUGGCAUGGUACAAGAUAUUGGGGCGCUGCUCACGGUCUGGCAGGGAUAAUGUACGUCCUGAUGCAUUUCGCUUUGUCAGCAAGGGAUGCUGCAGAUGUGAAAGAAACGCUGCUCUACAUGAUAGCCAACAGGUUUCAGUCUGGAAACUAUCCAUCCAGUGACGGCAAUCAACGGGACAAGCUGAUCCACUGGUGUCAUGGUGCACCUGGAAUCUGCCUCACGCUGUGCAAAGCUGCCAAGGUGUUUCCUGAGCCUGUAUUUCGGGAAGCCGCUGUUGCUGCUGGAGAGCUCAUCUGGAAGAAGGGCCUUUUACGACGAGUUGGACUCUGCCAUGGGGUCAGUGGCAACACAUAUCCAUUUCUGGCUCUUUACCGGCUUACUGGGGAUAGGAAGCAUCUUUUCCGUGCUCGGUCAUUCGCCACCUUCUUGUGCAACCAAGGCAGAGAGCUUAUUGACUCGGGGGACAUGCACGGUGGGGAUCACCCAUACUCCUUGUUUGAAGGACUUGCGGGAACGGCCUUUCUUUGGCUCGACUUGCAGCGUCCUGAGGAAGCGAGAUUUCCUGGUUACGAGCUGUAGUGGAAGGAACAGGUUGUAUGUAACAUAGUAGGCAGCAGUUUGUUUAUUUAUGUCAACGAUAACGUGGUGGUGA